Messenger RNA from Clunio marinus, 552 nucleotides. The record is from the annotation of a GenBank genome assembly. NCBI's taxonomy places the organism in Eukaryota, Metazoa, Arthropoda, Insecta, Diptera, Chironomidae.
AUGUUAUUGACGAUGCCAUUGCGAUAUGCACGCUUGGAGAAAGCUGACAUUUUGGAAAUGGUUGUAAAACAUCUUAAAGAUAUUAAGAAACGAAGACAAGCAAUGAUAACAGCUAUGGAACCAAUUCUUUUUCGGAGCUUUAAAAUGGGUUUUAUGGAUUGUACUCGAGUCACAAUCGAUUUCAUUAAAGAAAUGGAAGUUGAAACACCAGGGAGUAAGAAGCAGGAAAUUAUAGAUCACAUCACAAAAGAAUGCGUCAAAACCUUUCAAAAUCACAGCCCACCAGCAGAAUUUAGAAAACAUCAUGAAAAUGCUUUUGCUAAUGUGAAUCCAUCAGAUCAGUUUUUCCCAUUCUCAUUAAUGUCAACGUCAUUUGACAGUGAUAUGGAGUGGCCAUCACUAGAAGAAAGACUUGGAUUUUCUCCGAUUGAAAAAACAAGUUUUCUUCUUCCAGACAUAAAACCUUUACCCGAAUUGAUGACUUCAUCUUUUCAGAAAAGUGAAGACCGACGUGUCAGUGCAUUUAAUAUUAUUUUAACAAACGCCUUGUAA